GAGCAGCUGGAGAAACUCCGGAGCAAUCCUCUCCAGCCGCCACCUGAGCUUGAGUCUGGAACCUUAGCUGUGGCAAUCGUCAAAGAUGCAGACGGCUACGAGAUCUGCUUGGUCAGUUCUGAGACAUACCACCAAGCAGUGAGGCUGGCCUACAAGCCCGAUGCGAAGAUCGAUUGGAAGUGGCGAGGCGAGGCAAUGGCAGGCCGGCGAUCGCCCACACCGGACUUUAUGGUUGCCUGUAUCUAA
This is a messenger RNA of Symbiodinium necroappetens, 246 nucleotides long. The record is from the annotation of a GenBank genome assembly. Lineage: Eukaryota; Dinophyceae; Suessiales; Symbiodiniaceae.